AUGUCAGAUUUAAAGCAAUGGGCAGCUACUUCAUCUGGUGCUUCCUUAUCAAAGAUAUUUAUUGGACGAAUGAUAAAAAGCCGUGAAAUAGGUAAACGUGUAAGGUCAAUAAGUCAUCACGCAUCGCUUAUGCCAAAUACAUCCAGUGCUUCGGAAAAGCUGAUAAAUUUGCAUACAUCAUCUCUUGCAAAUAAAUCCAAUGCUUUCACACCAAGUGAAAAAGCUAAUUUUGUCAAUAGAUUUCUUCCUAAUAAAUGGACAGAUGUUGAUAAGCUUGAUUCGGGAUUAUUUCGUUGUAUACAUUUGCCAAAUGAAAGAUUUGUUACUAUAGGUCAAGAUAAAAGUUUACGCUUUUAUAUUCGUCAACCACCACGUUAUCAAUUCAUUGAUCAAAUUGGUAUCCCAAAUAAUGGAUUUAUUACUGAUUUUGCUCGUAGCACAAAAGGUGAUCAAUUGGCAUAUACAACUUCUAAUGCAUAUGCUCGUAGUUCAAGAAGUGGUCUAUUUGGUCAUACAUCUGAUACAAGUGCUUAUCAUUGUUCUAUUGAUCAAAUUAAUGAUGGAUUAUUGCAAUGGAAUAGAUUUCAGCCAAACCAAGAAAGAAUACCUAGAAGACGAGAUGCAUUUUUUUCCAUUUGCUAUACAAUGGAUGAUCAAAAUCUAGUAAUUGGAAGAGCAGGUGGUCGUAUAAGUAUUGUGGGUGUAGAUGAACAUACUCAUUACUCAUUUGAUGGUCAUGAAAAUGAUGUUAAAGCAAUUCAUUGCUCUAAAGCUAAUCCAAAUCUUUUUUAUAGCGGUUGCAGUGAUGGUUUUUGUAAGAUGUGGGAUUGUCGUACGCCAAAUAAAUCUAUUCCACUUGCAAGUUCUUUUACAAAUGAUUAUGCAAUUACACAUAUUGAUUGUGACACUUUUGAUAGAUACGUUGUGAUAACUUCUGGUGGCGUAAAAUUUGAUAUUUUGGAUGUAAGACAAUUUUCUGAGGUUAUUUCAUUUGACAUAAAACAAAAGCACCAAGAAUCAAAUUUAUGGGGUGAUAUUCCAACUUUUUAUAAAGCAAUGACAAUUAAAAAACAAAAUCUAUCGGCAAUAUUCUGGCGAGUUAAAUUUUCACCAAGACGAACUGGACAUCGCUUUAUUUAUUGUGGUAGCAAUAUUGGAACUAUUAGUAUUUUUGAUAUUGUAACGGGUGAAAUGGUUAAAGAAUUCACUAGGGAUGAAUGUGAAGUGUACGACUGCAGUUGGCAUCCAAAUGAUAAUGAAAUCGUCAGUGUGUCGGUAAGAUCAGUUAGUUGA
Brugia malayi is the source of this 1293-nucleotide messenger RNA. RefSeq lists its product as uncharacterized. Gene Ontology annotation, biological process: proteasome-mediated ubiquitin-dependent protein catabolic process. The record is from RefSeq and is a predicted model, not a curated record. The transcript has 11 exons. Bases 1 to 1293 code for a protein of 430 amino acids. Gene Ontology annotation, cellular component: Cul4-RING E3 ubiquitin ligase complex. Gene Ontology annotation, molecular function: protein binding. NCBI's taxonomy places the organism in Eukaryota, Metazoa, Nematoda, Chromadorea, Rhabditida, Onchocercidae.